This is a messenger RNA of Solanum verrucosum, 1777 nucleotides long. Its product is annotated as probable carboxylesterase 11. The transcript has 2 exons. Bases 254 to 1621 code for a protein of 455 amino acids. Gene Ontology annotation, molecular function: hydrolase activity. NCBI's taxonomy places the organism in Eukaryota, Viridiplantae, Streptophyta, Magnoliopsida, Solanales, Solanaceae. The record is from RefSeq and is a predicted model, not a curated record.
UCAUUGGGAAAUAAGAAAAAGAAAAACUUAGAACACAAAAAGAAAUUAAAAAAUUAAAAAUUGGAUCUUUUUCUCCAAUUGAAUCAAGAAAUCUCUAAUACCUUUUCCUUAAUCACAAUCCAUCUUCUUAAUCCUUAAACCCUAAAGUAUCUUCUUCAUUUCAAUGUAAUACAUAUCAAAUACAAUGGUGUUUUCAUCAUUUUAGCUAUACAAAUUUUGCUUCUUUCUUGAUUUUGUGUGUUUUUUGAAUGAAAUGCCAAGCGUGGCUGUGAAAUUAUACAGUGUUUUCUUCAAAUUUAUGUUAAAGCAUCGGUUGCAGAACCGAAUUCAAAUCGAUGACACCAUUAAUGGGUCACAGCAUUUUGGUGUAACAUCUCGACCCAAUGAAGAAUCCAUUGCUGCUUCCAAUCCUUUAUUCACUGAUGGUGUUGCAACCAAAGAUUUACAUGUAGAUCCAGGGACCUCUGUUUCAAUUCGGAUCUUUCUCCCUGAAACUUGUUUGGGUUCUCAUGAAUCUGAUCUGAAAUCGAAAUCGACAAUUAGGGUGUCUGGAUCUGACUCGAAUCAGGGGCUUUUACGUCGAAAUAGCUAUGGGAAUCAGACCCAUGUUCAGAGGAAUGGGUUUAAUCAUAGGAGAAGUAGUCUUGGUUCUGUUGCUGAUGAUCUUGGUUUGAAAUCUGAAAAUGGGGUUUAUAGAGGGUAUUCUCCUGUUACUGGAAAAAACUGUAGGAAGUUACCAGUAAUGUUGCAAUUUCAUGGUGGGGGGUUUGUGAGUGGGAGUAAUGAUUCGACUGCGAAUGAUUUGUUUUGUAGAAGGAUAGCUAAGCUUUGUGAUGUUAUUGUUUUAGCUGUUGGAUACAGGUUAGCACCUGAGAAUCGGUAUCCAGCUGCGUUUGAGGAUGGAUUGAAGGUGCUGCAUUGGCUGGCCAAACAGGUUAAUUUAGCUGAAUGUAGUAAGUCGGUUGGGAGCAGACGUGGUGGAGGGGCGGAUUUGAAGAAAUCUGAUACGUAUGGGCAUAUAGCUGAUGCGUUUGGAGCAUCGUUGGUGGAGCCUUGGUUGGCUGCUCAUGGGGAUCCGUCAAGGUGUGUUCUCCUAGGAGUGAGUUGUGGGGGAAAUAUAGCUGAUUAUGUGGCUCGGAAAGCUGUAGAGGCAGGUAAGCUUUUGGAUCCAGUGAAAGUGGUGGCGCAGGUUUUGAUGUAUCCUUUUUUCAUUGGAAGUGUUCCAACACAUUCCGAGAUUAAACUAGCAAAUUCCUAUUUCUAUGACAAGACCUUGUGCACUCUUGCGUGGAAGUUAUUUUUACCUGAAGGGGAGUUUGACUUGGAUCAUCCUGCUGCUAACCCUCUCACCCCUGGAAGAGGACCUCCACUGAAACGGAUGCCCCCAACAUUGACAGUGAUAGCAGAGCAUGACUGGAUGAGAGACCGUGCCAUUGCUUAUUCAGAGGAACUACGGAAGGUAAACGUUGAUGCUCCUGUUCUUGAGUACAAGGAUGCAGUUCAUGAGUUUGCAACUCUUGACAUGCUUCUUAAGACCCCUCAAGCUCAGGCUUGUGCCGAGGACAUUGCCAUCUGGGUUAAGAAGUAUAUUUCACUUCGAGGUCAUGAGUUCUCAUAUUGAACCAGAUAGAUUGGUCCUGUAUAGCAGCAUGUAUGAUACCUGGGAUUUGAGGUCUACUAUAUCUCUCCUCACUCUGAAAUUUCAGGCAUAUUCUUUUUUUCCUCGUUGUGUUCCUUUUGUAAUAUAGAUGACUUUGCCGGAAAAUAGAAAUUAGUU